This is a messenger RNA of Canis lupus familiaris (dog), 2341 nucleotides long. RefSeq names its product erythrocyte membrane protein band 4.2 (gene EPB42). Gene Ontology annotation, molecular function: protein-glutamine gamma-glutamyltransferase activity. Bases 5 to 2197 code for a protein of 730 amino acids. The record is from RefSeq and is a predicted model, not a curated record. Gene Ontology annotation, biological process: peptide cross-linking. The transcript is spliced from 13 exons. NCBI's taxonomy places the organism in Eukaryota, Metazoa, Chordata, Mammalia, Carnivora, Canidae.
GCCAAUGAAAGUACCUCCAUCAUUUUCUCUCAGGACAGAUUCAGAGAGGCAGCACAGAGCAACAGUUCAAGAUAGUCAUUUCCGGUGGUCAAGUAGAGAAGGGCAGCCUGCAGCCAUGGGACAGGCCCUGGGGAUCAAGACCUGCGACUUCCAGACAGCAAGAAACAAUGAGGAGCACCACACCAAGGCCAUCAGCUCCCAGCACCUCAUUGUGAGGAGAGGGCAACCCUUCACCAUCAUCCUGCACUUCCAGGCUCCAGUCCAAGCAUUUAUACACACCCUGAAGAAGGUAACCCUCAUUGCACAAACUGGAGAGUACCCUUCCAAGGCCAACAAGACCCAAGCCACAUUCCCAAUUUCCAGUUUGGGGGACCAGAAGUGGUGGAAUGCAGCAGUGGAAGACAGAGAUGACCAGUCCUGGAAGGUCUCUGUAACUGCACCCGCAGAUGCUAUCAUCGGCCACUACUCACUCCUGCUACAGGUCAUGGGCAAGAAGCCACUCCUCCUAGGCCAGUUCACACUGCUCUUUAACCCUUGGGCUCGAGAGGAUGCCGUGUUCCUGAAGAAGGAGUCUCAACGCAGGGAGUACGUGUUGAACCAGCAUGGCCUCAUCUACCUGGGUACAGCUGACUGCUUCCAGGCAGAGCCCUGGGACUUUGGCCAGUUUGAGUGUGGUGUCAUCAACCUCAGCCUGGGCUUACUGAACUUGGACAAGCAGGUGGAGAAGUGGGGCAACCCCGUGCAUGUGGCCCACAUUUUGGGCGCUUUGCUGCAUGGUCUCAAGGAGAAGAGUGUCCUGCCCACUCCACGGACCGACACCACCCAGGAAGGGGUCUUGCUGUACAAACGCCGGGGCAGUGUGCCCAUCCUGCGGCAGUGGAUCACAGGCCAAGGGCGACCUGUGUAUGAUAGUCAGGCCUGGGUGUUUGCCGCAGUUGCUUGCACAGUGCUGCGAUGCCUGGGAAUCCCUGCCCGCGUCAUUACCACAUUUACGUCAGCCCAGGGAACUGGUGGACACCUGUUUGUAGAUGAAUACUACAAUGAGGAGGCCCUUCAGAAUGGAGAAGGCCCAAGAGGCAGAAUCUGGAUCUUCCAGACUUCCACAGAAUGCUGGAUGACCCGGCCUGAUUUGCCCCAAGGUUAUGACGGAUGGCAGAUUCUGUACCCAAGAGUUUCCAGUGGAGGAGGAGUCCUGGAGUCCUGUGAUCUGGCCCCUGUCAGAGCAGUAAAGGAGGGGACACUAGGGCUGACUCCUGCAGUAUCAGACCUUUUUGCCGCAGUAAAUGCCUCAUGCAUGGUCUGGAAGUGUCGUGAGGAUGGCGCGCUGGAGCUGACCAACUCCAACACUAAGUAUGUUGGCAACAACAUUAGCACCAAGGGUGUGGACAGUGACCGCUGUGAGGACAUCACUCAGAACUACAAGUAUCCUGAAGGAUCUCCUCAAGAAAAAGAGGUGUUGGAGAAAGUCCAGGAUGAGAGAAUGGGACAUAAAAAAGACAGUGGCAUCCAUCCUCCUAGUCUCAAGACCGCUGAGACUCUGUACAUGUUUUUGGAAGCACCCAGCUCCCUAUACCUGGGCGGGAAUGCCCAGUUCUCAGUGAACUUAGUUAACCCCAGUGACCAGGAGAAGGCAGUACAGCUGGCAAUUGGUGUACAAGCGAUAUACUACAAUGGCAUCCUUGCUGCUGAGCUCUGGAAAAAGAAGCUGUCCUCUAUGCUUGAUGCCUACAUGGUUAACAGUAUCACCAGCAAUCUGUCCUUCUUACAUUUUGAUCAAAACCCACCAGAGAACAGCUUCCUGAGACUCACAGUCAUGGCCACAGUAACACACUCUGCAUCCAGCCUCAGCUGCUUUGCUCAGGAAGACAUUGCCAUUUGUAGACCACACCUUGCCAUUGAGAUGCCAGAGACAGCAGAGCAGUAUCAACUUCUUAGGGCUUCAGUUAGCCUCCAUAACUUCCUAGACAUUCCCAUGAAGGACUGUGUGAUCUCCAUCUUUGGAAGGGGGCUCAUUUACAGAGAGAGAAGGUACAGAUUAGCUACAGUGUGGCCCGGAAACAUCUUGCACACCCAAUUUCAGUUUACACCAACACAGGUGGGGUUCCAGAGGCUCAUUGUGGAAAUGGACUGCAAUCUGUUCCAGAACCUAACCAACUACAGAAACGUCAUCGUGGAAGCCUCUGAACUUCCUGCUUAAACCUCCAUUAAGUAUCUCAUAAUUAAAGUCUGAAGUUGAUAACAUGAACUUGGCCCACUAGAGAAAUAUGAAAACUAUUACGUAUAUAGAAUACCAGCCCUUGAAGAGAAAAUAAAAGAACUAGACUCCUUUUGUACAAAGUUA